This is a messenger RNA of Caretta caretta (loggerhead turtle), 8160 nucleotides long. NCBI's taxonomy places the organism in Eukaryota, Metazoa, Chordata, Testudines, Cheloniidae. The record is from RefSeq and is a predicted model, not a curated record.
AUGACAGGAUUCCCCUUGGCAGACUCUGGCAUUUCAGAAGUGGCUCAGCUCCGACUGGUGAACGGCCCGAGUCGCUGUGCUGGGAGAGUCGAGGUGCUUCACGACGAGCAGUGGGGAACCGUGUGUGAUGACGGCUGGGAUUUAACUGAGGCCAGAGUCGUGUGCAGGCAGCUGGGCUGUGGGAUGGCAUUAUCAGCCCCAUGCGUGUCUCGGUUUGGACAGGGAACUGACCGUAUCUGGCUGGAUGAGGUUAACUGCACAGGGACAGAAGCUGCCCUCUCCGAAUGCAAGGCUCGGCCUUGGGGAGAGCAUAACUGUAACCACGUGGAAGAUGCCAGUGUUGUGUGCUCAGACUCAGACAUUUCAGAGCAGACUCAGCUCCGACUCGUGAAUGGCCCGAGUCGCUGCGCUGGGAGAGUCGAGGUGUUUCACAGCCAGCAGUGGGGAACCGUAUGUGAUGACAGCUGGGAUUUAACUGAGGCCAGAGUCGUGUGCUGGCAGCUGGGCUGUGGGACGGCAUUAUCAGCCCCAGGCAGGUCUCAAUUUGGGCGAGGCUCUGAUCCCAUCUGGCUGGAUAACGUUCACUGCACAGGGACAGAAGCUGCCCUCUCCGAAUGCAGGGCUCGGCCUUGGGGAAUCCAUAACUGUCACCACGGAGAAGAUGCCAGUGUUGUGUGCUCAGAUUCAGCCAUUCCAGAGCAGGCUCCAAUCCGACUGGUUGAUGGUUCUAGUCUCUGUGCUGGGAGAGUCGAGGUGUUUCACAACCAGCAGUGGGGAACCAUCUGUGAUGACAACUGGGACAUAACAGAUGCCGGAGUCGUGUGCAGGCAGCUGGGCUGUGGGACGGCGUUAUCAGCCCCUGGAAGAGCUCAGUUUGGACGAGGAUCUGACCAUAUCUGGCUGGAUGACGUUCACUGCACAGGAACAGAAGCUGCCCUCUCCGAUUGCAGGGCUCGGCCUUGGGGAGACAAUAACUGUCACCAUGGAGAAGAUGCUGGUGUCAAGUGCUCAGGCUCAGGCAUUUCAGAAGUGGCUUCGCUCCGACUGGUGAACGGCCCGAGUCGCUGCGCUGGGAGAGUGGAGGUGCUUCAUAACCAGCAGUGGGGAACAGUGUGUGAUGACACCUGGGGCUUGUCCGAGGCUGAAGUCGUGUGCAGGCAGCUGGGCUGUGGGACAGCAUUAUCAGCACCACAUGGGGCUCACUUUGGACAAGGAUCUGACCAUGUGUGGCUGGAUGAGGUUCAAUGCACAGGGACAGAAGCUGCCCUCACCGAAUGCAAGGCUAGGCCUUGGGGAGAGCAUGGCUGUAACCCUGGAGAAGAUGCCAGUGUUGUGUGCUCAGAUCAGGGCCAGCUGAGGCUGCGGCUGACAAGUGGCCCAAGCUCCUGCUCCGGGCGAGUGGAGGUGCUGAUUAACGACACCUGGGGUGCCGUGUGUGACGCUGGCUGGGGCCUGCCGGAGGCGGGGGUGGUGUGCAAGCAGCUGGGCUGCGGCACGGCGCUGUCAGCCCCAGGCGUUGCUCAGUUCGGUCACGGGGCCGGCGACGUCUGGCUGGAGGGCGUGAGCUGCUUGGGCCAGGAGUCUCUCAUCACUGAGUGCCAGCUGAGCCGGCUGGGUCCCGGGCUGUGUGGCCGUGGCUCCGAGGCCAGCGUGGUGUGUGCUGGGCAGGCCGACUCUGGGCUGCUCUGGUCCGUGCUCCUCAGCCUGGGUGCUGUCGUGGUGCUGAUCUGCGGGGCCCUGCUCUGCUGGAGGAGGCGUCGGGGCAGAGCUGCUAGGAACCCCCUGGGUCAUGUGCAUCUGGAGGAGCUGGGGGCUCCAGAUACACCACCCCAGACCCAGGAAGUGGCAAAUCCAGAAACCCCCGAGGAGCCCGACAACGAGAUGACCUGGCUGGUGAGGGAAGACAUGGCGCUGUGAGAGCCGCAUGCAAGCCAGGCUGAGCUGGGCUCCGCCUGCAGUGAGAGACGUGCCAGUGGGAUCCUGCACAGAGCAGUCCCAGGGCUGCCAGCUGCCUGGGUUGUGGGGACGCUGAUGGGGCUCCUCUGGGGGCUGGGGCUGGGAGUCUCUGCUCCCCCUGUGGAGCCCCUGGCUCCAUUGUCCCCUGCAGCUCACCUGGAAGAUCUCCUGCUCCACCCCACCCCCAGCUUUCCCUAGUGUAGCUCCCAGCAGCUCCCAUGCCCAUCCCUGAGUAGCCUGUGCCCAGUCAUGCAGACAGCAUGUGGUGCAUCAUGCAGAACCAUUGUCAGGUGCACAGGACAGCCAGUUCCGUCCCCACACAAUGACCAUCCCAACAUUUAAAUGAGCUAUGGGGAGAGACUGACUACGGGUGUCUGCCUGUGCCCGAUGCGCCAGACCCUGGUAAAGCCUGGUGUUCUUGUCUGUCUGUACCCAAUGCCCCCUGAACUCGGGGCACCAGGCUCCAUCUGUCUGUCUGUGCCAGAUACACCCUGAGCUCAGGGCACCAGGCCAUGUCUGUCUGUGCAGCAGCCAGCCUGGGCCCCCAGUAAAUGAUGAUUACAGUUUCUAGUGUGUAGAUAAGGUGCAGAACUGAGUGCAGCUGCAGGAUGGUGCCUUGCUUAAUGGAAAGGAAUGGGUUAGGUUACAGAUACAGAGAGCUUCCCUCUAACCUUCCCAAAUUCACUCCCCGCUCUGUCCUGGCCCCUCAGUCCUUCCCCGUCCCCUCCUUGUGCUGUAUAAACACCCUGCAGUAAUACUACACAGUUGCAUCCAGACACGAGCCCCAUUGCACAUUUCACAGGGGACGAUGUUCGGGAACAACCACAUUAUUCCCCCUUCUCUUUGUGUGAGUAGCAUGUUGACAGCUGAAACCUUUCUGAUUUCUUGUAAUUCCCAAAAGCUUCCACAAGGUGUCAAUGGCUCCCCACUCCUCAAAAUGCCCCACUCUCACCCCUUCUGUAGUAGGAUGACCAUACGCCCUGUUUUGGCAGGGACAGUCCCCUUUUUCAGCUCUGUUCUGGCCAUCCCUACUUUUUCACUAAAACUGGACAUUUGCCCUGAUUUGUGAAGGCAGCGCUGCCUUCACAAAGAGCUGCCCCCCUGGGCAGCAGUCCCUGCUCUCCGCUGGACACUACAGGCAGUUAUUAUGGCUAGGUCAACCUAGGACAGCUCUUCACUGCUUGCAUUACAGGAUAGUGAGGAGUUUACUUAAAAGGAUUGAACCUCAGCGAUGUAUAAUCCCUUCCCAAGGAGCCUGGUGUUCUGGUAAAAUGAGUGUGCUGCACACAUUAAAAUGGUGCACUCCACCCUGAGCUCAGUGACUGCAGUCGUGACUGGUCUUUGGGUUGGACGCACGAAGAGUAGGGUGACAGAGUGGAGAGCAGAGAGCUGUGGCUGCUGCCAGGGGGAGCAGCUCUGAAGGCAGCGAUGACCACCAGCAGCAGCAGAGAAAUUUGCUGCUGUCAGGCGGUGCUAAUUUCAGACCAGGCCCCCAGGGAAGCAUCCCCACUUGCUGGCUGCAGGGCAGAGCAGAGAAGUAAGGGUGACAUGGUAUUGUCACCCUUACUUCUGCGCUGCCUCAGAGUCUGAGCCUUCCUUACUGUGAGGCUCGCUACAGAAUGCUUUGAGCAACUUAACCGGAGGCUGUAUAGAAGCACUAAAUUAAUUUUCUUAUCAGCUCAGUGCAAGGUCAGCCCCAAGAAAGUAGGAACUGAUGGGCACAGAUCAUGGCUACAUGGAUUGUCAGCAUCCGCAGGGUUGAAGGGUGCCGCACGCGGGUCAUCCGAUGGGGGUUAGUGGCAGUGCUCCAAUUUGUAAACGCUGAUUUUUACUGGUUGGCUGAGUUGCAGCCGCAGGCUGAAAGCAGCGAGAUGGUCUCUUCCCAGCUCCAGUGUUUGCCUCGCUUGGGAGCCGGAGUGUUGAGACAGUGUGAAAUAGGAAGAGCUUUUAAUUGCACAUUUCGUGGUAGCUAAGAGUCCCCCUGAGCCAAACAGGCUGCCUGCCGUAUAGGCAGAGUGCUGUGUUCAGCUGUUGGGCUGGGCCAGUGUUCUGAGAAAGCCCUGUGAAGGAACACUUGCAAAUCAAUUCUACCCUGGUGUUUCAGUAGCAGAUUUACCAGGCCAUGGAGAUCUCUGGUGUAAACCCUUUGACUUGGAGAUUAACUUGGCCCAUAGCAAGAAAUUGGUUCAGCAAAACAGGGGCUAGCAGGAGCUGGGUCCCAGCCAGAGGCAGACUGACAUUAGGGGCAGCGAGUUAUAUACACUCGUGGUGCCUGAGCUCCAGAAAUAUAUAGGGCCUGGCUCCACCAACGUUUGGGGCCAGGUCUCUCCCCCAGCCCUGCCAACCGCCCUUCUGCACCUCCCCCAAAUGUCUCCCAGCCCUCACUUGCUGCCCCCGCGCACCUGCCCCAGCCCCUGAGCCUGCAGCUCACACGGACUCUGCUCUGCGGGCUCCCCGCAUCAACUGCUGCUGCCACCUUUCAUUAAUGGCAGGGCAGGCUGCCCUUACCCUGCCCUUCCGCCCUAGCCUUGAGCCUCUCCAAUGUCCCAAACCCCUCAACGUCAGCCCCAGACAGAGCCCUCAUCCCCCCACACCCUAAUCCUCUGUCCCAGCCCCGAGCCCCUCCCAAACCCCUCAUCCCCCCGCACCCUAAUCCUCUGCCCCAGCCCUGAGCCUCUCCCAUUCCCCAAACCUCUCAUCCUCGGCCCCACAGCCCUCACCCCUGAACCUGCUCCUAUCCCCAAAUUCCCUCCCAGAGCCUGCACCCCUCCCCCUUCCCACACACCUCCUCCGUCCCCCAAAUGCCAUCCCAGAGCCUGUACCCCCUCCACCCCCAAACACUGUCCCAGACCCUGCACCCCUCAGCACCUCCUGCACCCCCACCCCCUGCCCCAGCCCGGAGCCUACACCCAGCACCCAAACUCCAGCCCAGGGCCUGCAGCCCUCCUGCACGCUAAUCCCCAGCCCAGGGCCUGCACCCCAGACCUCCUCCCCCCACCCAAACUCCUUCCCAGAGCCUUAGGCAGGUGGGGGGUGGAAUUGGGGGGUGUGGGGGGAGAUGCAGGUUCUGGGCACCACCAAAAUUUCUACAAACCUGCCACCCGUCUGACAUCAUGUAUCCAAAACAUCCCUACAAGGAGCACACACAGUUCAUUCACACAUAUGAUCUCCUUUGUCAAGGGCUGGUUGUGUUACAAGUAAGGGUGGCAAUACCACCAUGCUACUCUUACUUCUGUGCUGCUGCUGGGGGGGGCACUGUCUUCGGAGCCAGGCAUGCCAGCAAGCAGCGGAUGCUCUCCAUUGCCCAGCUGUGAAGGCAGUGCUGCCACCAGUCACAUGAUGUUGCAGUCACAUGAUGUUGCCAGGUGAUGCUUUUAUUCUUUUUGCGGGUGGGGUGGGGGGGGAAGGACUUGUGCAUACCUGUGUCCUUAGAAGAAUCAACAGUUUGUGUGUGGUCAUUUUUUGCUAUAAAAAUGUCUAGGAAACAUCUGUGCAAUUGUAAUGAAGACCUCCAAAAACAGUUCAGGUUUUUAAAAAAAAACAGGUUUCAGAGACACUUCAACAUUAGACAACAGCAAAGUUGUAUGUGAAACAUGAAGAGCACGUCUCCAUUGCUAACGGUGGUCAAAAUGACAUUACCCAGCACUUUCAAAGCAAGAAACACACUUAUGCUGGUAAAAGUAAGUGUUUAACACCAAGUGUUUCAGGAUUUUUUCUGAGGCAAGACACAGAAACUAAAAGUUUUGGCCAGUGAGGGAGUGUUUGCUUACCACUCUGCAGCACGGACACGGUUUCCUUUCUAGUGGCUGGUUUCAGAGUAGCAGCCGUGUCAGUCGGUAUCCGCAAAAAGAAAAGGAGGACUUGUGGCACCUUAGAGACUAACCAAUUUAUUUGAGCAUAAGCUUUCGUGAGCUACAGCUCACUUCAUCGGAUGCUUCAUCAUUCAAGCUUAUGCUCAAAUAAAUUUGUCAGUCUCUAAGGUGCCACAAGUCCUCCUUUUCUUUUUUCUAGUGACUGUACAUCACAGUUAAUUAGGAAACUAUGCUAAUCUAAGGGCAUGGCUACACUUGCAGAUGUAGAGGGCUGGGAGUUAAACCAGCCUUCGGAGACCACAGCAGGGAAAACGCUGCCGAGUGUUUACACUCUCAGCUGGAAGCGCACUGGCGUGGCCACGUUAGCAGCUCUUGCAAUGCCACAAAGAGCAGUGCAUUGUGGUAGCUAUCCCAGCGUUCAAGUGGCUGCAACAUGCUUUUCAAAAUGUGGAGGGUGGGGUGGAGUGUGUAUGUGGGGGGAGAGAGAGUGGGUUUUUGGGGUGCUGAGAGUGCGUCAGCGUGCUGUCUUGUAAGUUCAGACCCCCCUCCCCCCGCCUCUCUCACACCCUCACAGCAAGCAACAUUCCACACUAACAGUUGCUUUGUCCCGGGGCAGAUAAGCAGCCGGCUGUCAGAAACGGAGCUUUGAAAGGGGAUAGCCGCAUUCCUCCAGCCGACUCCAAAACACUGACUAAAGUAGUCACUUGACUUAAGGGGAUUAUGGGGUGUUUCGGGAGGCCGAUCGCAGCGCAGUAAAGCAACACCUCGUCCACGCGGACGCCGGGGCAUUUCAGCCGAGGCGCAACCAGCGUUAUGCUCCUUGGGGAGGUGGAUUACCAGGAGCGCUCCAGCUGCAGAGUUCAGGAGCUCUAAGUGCCUUGCCAGUGUGGACGGGUUGGGAGUUAGGGCACCUGGGGCUGCUUUAAUGCACUCUAACUUGCAAGUGUAGCCAAGCCCUAAGUUUUCAUCUGCUUGUACAAAAUCUGAGGCAAUCGUUUGCAACGUCUUAGCCCCUUUAUCCAUUGAAAACGUGCAGCUUGAGUUGGACAAGCGUUCCUUUGUUACUCUUGCCCACUCCUGUUCUACGUGCUUCCCAAGAUACACAAACAGGGGAACCCAGGCAGACCCAUCAUAGCUGGCUAUGGCACUCUUACUGAAGGAAUAUCGGGAUUCAUAGAAACCAUCCUUAAAGUGCUCACCACACAAAAUAAAUGUAAGAGCAGUAGGACAAUGGAACAGACGCCUAGGAAGGUUGUGGAAACUCCUUCACUGGAGGUUUUCAGAAGGACGCUGGAGCCAUCUGGCUGCAUGGGUGAUGGGUAGAGCCCCCCCUUUGGGGAGGCUAGCCCCGGCUCUGCCACUUCCACCCCCCUCCCAUGGCUGGAGCCCCGAGACCUCCUCCCCACCCCGCAGCAAGCAUAGUGCGAGAAACUGCUACCUGUAGGAAUUUGCUACAUCUGAUAGCAUUUUUUUACAAUCCCUUACAUAUGAGUAACUGCUACAGGUAGCAAAUUCCUAGAGCUAGUUUCUCGCACUACACCGGGACCCCCAGACCGCUCCCCCGGAGGAGCCCUGAGACACCCCUCUCGGCCGGAGGAGUCCCCCCAGCUCUGGAGGAGCCAAAGCCCCGAUCCUCUCUGUGACAUUCUAUACCUUGGGGGACCAUCCUGGAACCCCCAUAUUCAUAUAAUCGUGAUCUUACAUAUAAAGCAUGUCUUGUAAGGUAUCAGGGGAAAGGUUAUGACCUGCUGAGAGCCAUUUCUUUAUCCAUAUAUGUAUAUCAUUAAUACAUAUGAAGUUAAGAGAAUUGUGUUGUAUGAUUGUCACUAAAACAUGCUGUAAGUUCAGGAAUCCGCCAGAUAUUAGCUCCCCGGAGGCAACAAGGAAAGUAACCAACGCCUGGGCAGGUGUCAAACAACCAUCAACAGCCACUAUCCAGCAAGGGAGCUGCAAUUCAAUGACUCACCAGCAUAAGGCCACACCAGGGGAAUUGCUCAACUUUACCUGGGGACUCAGCAAUGCCCCAGAUAUUCCUGGACUUAUGUUUUCCAAGCACAUGGACUGAGGGCAUAAAACAGACACAGAAGCCAUGUUCUGGGCCCUUCUCCUGCCCCCACCUAUGCUGCAAGCACCUAAGACAUUGAGAAGAAAACAAGACUCCAACAGAGGAGACUGGCCCAGAUUUAAGGAACAAACCUGUAUAUUAAGGACUGCAGUAUCCAGUGGGGUGAGAAAAACUGCUUAAUCUAGAUGUUGUCCAGUCUAAUAGGGUUGAGAGUUUAGACUGUGUACUUACAUUUUAUUUCCUUUGGUAACUAACUCUGACUUUUUGCCUACCACUUAAUAUCACUUAAAAUCCAUCGUUUAUAGUCAAUAAAUUCAUUUAAUUGUU